Messenger RNA from Ziziphus jujuba (common jujube), 950 nucleotides. Its product is annotated as 2-methylene-furan-3-one reductase-like. The coding region runs from base 49 to 798 and encodes 249 amino acids. The transcript has 2 exons. The record is from RefSeq and is a predicted model, not a curated record. Lineage: Eukaryota; Viridiplantae; Streptophyta; Magnoliopsida; Rosales; Rhamnaceae. Gene Ontology annotation, molecular function: zinc ion binding; oxidoreductase activity, acting on the CH-CH group of donors, NAD or NADP as acceptor.
UCUUAUGUUGGGCUCUCAAGAAAACUUGUUCCUACUUGCAUUCUAUCCAUGGCUGCUGCUGCCAUUCCCUCUGUAAAUAAGGCUUGGGUCUACUCAGAUUACUGGAAAACCUCCGAUGUGUUGAAGUUUGAUGAAAGCAUCCCAGUUCCUGAAAUAAAAGAAGAUGAGGUGCUGAUCAAGGUUGUUGCAGCUGCUCUUAAUCCAGUUGCUUACAAGAAGAUACAUGGACUGUUCAAAGAACAUAACCCUCCUCCACCUAUCGUUCCAGGAACCGAUGUAGCUGGAGUGGUGGUAAAGGUGGGAAGCCAAGUGAAGAAAUUCAAGGUUGGUGUUGAGGUUUACGGGGAUGUCGCUGAACAUUUUACGGAGGAACCAAAAAAGUUAGGAGUUUUGGCUGAGUACACAGCGGCUCAAGAGAAAGUGUUGGCUCUGAAACCCAACAAUGUGAGUUUAGUGGAAGCUGCUAGCCUUCCUCUGGCCAUUGAGACAGCCUAUGAAGGCUUUGAAAUAGCUCAACUCUCUGCUGGCCAAUCCAUUCUUAUUCUUGGAGGUGCUGGCGGAGUUGGAACCCUGGCUAUUCAGGUUAUUAUAGAUAUGUUUUCUCUGUUACUUAAUCCAUAUAUAUGUAUUUUCUCUGUUUUAUAUGUUUUUAGUGAUCAUAUAUGUGUAAAUAUAUUUUAUAGCUUGCGAAGCAUGUUUUUGGAGCGUCCAGGGUGGCAGCUACAUUAUCCAAGUUAUGUGUAUCUUAAAUUAUCCAUAAUUUCUUCUUUUCCUUCCAACAUACACAAGAAUUUCUAAAGCUUUGUGUCUUUAAGUAUGAGAUCAAAAUCUUGUACGUGACGUAACAGGUGAUGUUCUUGCAUAACAAGGGCAAAAAAAACAAAAAGAAACGUACGUAACGAGUGAUGCAAUUCCAUGUUGACUUAUAAAAGCAUUAGUUAUAUGGUAAA